Pseudogymnoascus verrucosus is the source of this 675-nucleotide messenger RNA. RefSeq lists its product as uncharacterized. NCBI's taxonomy places the organism in Eukaryota, Fungi, Ascomycota, Leotiomycetes, Thelebolales, Thelebolaceae. The transcript has a single exon. The record is from RefSeq and is a predicted model, not a curated record. The coding region runs from base 1 to 675 and encodes 224 amino acids.
AUGUCAUCCCAAAUCAAGCCCAUCAAGAUCUAUGGCAAAACGGGCCCUAAUCCUCUCAAGGUCACCAUAAUAUUCAAGGAGCUAGACAUUCCCCACGAAAUAGUCACCGUCCCAUUCUCAGAUAUCAAGAAAGCCGAAUAUGUCGCCAUCAAUCCGAAUGGCCGAUUGCCAUCUAUUCAUGAUCCUAACACCGGUAUCACCUUGUGGGAGUCUGGCGCAAUUAUUGAAUACCUCAUCGAUAAUUACGACCCCCACCAUAAACUAAGCUUCUCUCCCGGUUCAGCAGAGUGGCAUCAUUCCAAGCAGUGGCUUCAUUACCAAAUGAGUGGACAGGGCCCAUAUUUUGGACAGGUUAUUUGGUUUAUGAGGCUUCAUGGAGAGAAAAUACCAAGCGCCAUUGAACGCUACGUAAAAGAGGUUAAUCGAGUAACCGCCGUCUUGGAGGGGCAACUUGCCAGGCAACAAUUAGCUUCUGGCAGUGAUGAGGCAUGGCUCGUUGGCAAUAAGAUCUCUUUUGCGGAUCUUGCCUUUCUCCCAUGGCAUACUAUAAUGGGCAUGCUUCCACCGGACGAAUAUAAUGUCAACAAUUACCCGCAUGUAAAGCAGUGGCUAGAAAACAUGAGUUCUCGAAAGUCGGUGAAAGAUGCCAUGGAAAGCGUUUCGCUAACAGCAUAG